CGACGAGUGUCGACGUGUUGUUCCACUCAAACGAGUCCAGCUUCGAGCUUUCUGAGUUCCGACCGCCUCGGGCUUAAAAGAAGGAUCCAACGUUCGAAUCGAUGCUGCUGCCUCGUCUACACGUUGGAUUGGAUUGGAUUGGAUUAGACAUGCGUACUAGCUAAUCUACGAGAUUAUGAUCGUAUAAUUAUGUACUUCACGUCAGGAGCUGAACCCUCGAGCCAUCAAACCCGACUACCAGAAAACCCGGAGAGCGGGGGAAAAGCCGUUUCCUUGCCGGGAGCGAAUCAUCCCUCGCUGCGGCCGCCACCGACGAGGAGCGGGAAGCUCACAAUUAACGACAUUACAAAAUUCUUUUCUCUCCCCAUCGCCGAGGCCGCUUCCAUACUUGGAGUUUCUGACAGCGUUUUGAAGAGAAUCUGCCGUGAAAAUGGCAUUGUAAGGUGGCCAUAUCGCAAGGUAGGAUAACAACUUUUAU
Dendrobium catenatum is the source of this 478-nucleotide messenger RNA. Its product is annotated as protein RKD4-like. The record is from RefSeq and is a predicted model, not a curated record. The transcript has 2 exons. Gene Ontology annotation, molecular function: DNA-binding transcription factor activity. The coding region runs from base 190 to 468 and encodes 92 amino acids. Lineage: Eukaryota; Viridiplantae; Streptophyta; Magnoliopsida; Asparagales; Orchidaceae.